Messenger RNA from Tinamus guttatus (white-throated tinamou), 2118 nucleotides. NCBI's taxonomy places the organism in Eukaryota, Metazoa, Chordata, Aves, Tinamiformes, Tinamidae. The record is from RefSeq and is a predicted model, not a curated record.
AGAGUAGGACCCCAAGGCCCGCCCGGACCCCGAGGACCCCCUGGACCAUCUGGCAAGGACGGCAUAGACGGAGAGCCUGGCCCUCCUGGUUUGCCUGGUCCACCAGGGCCAAAAGGUGCACCAGGGAAGCCUGGAGCAGCUGGUGAAGCUGGAUUACCUGGCCUUCCUGGAGUGGAUGGUUUAACAGGAACUGAUGGCCCACCUGGCCUAAAUGGACCUCCAGGAGAUCGCGGUGCAUUAGGACCUGCCGGACCACCUGGACCAGCUGGCAAAGGACUACCAGGACCUCCAGGGCCUCCAGGACCCAGCGGGCUUCCAGGCGGAAAUGGAUUUCGGGGUCCUCCUGGGCCUUCUGGUCUGCCAGGUUUCCCAGGGCCUCCUGGACCUCCAGGACCUCCUGGUCUUCCAGGCAUCUUUCCAGAUGGUGGCGGGGAUCUUCAGUGCCCAGCUUUGUGCCCACCAGGUCCUCCAGGUCCACCCGGAAUGCCAGGGUUCAAGGGACACACUGGUCACAAAGGAGAACCUGGCGAAAUAGGAAAAGAAGGAGAGAAGGGUAGUCCUGGCCCUCCAGGUCCUGCAGGCAUUCCCGGCAGCGUUGGCCUUCAGGGUCCAAGAGGUCUAAGAGGAUUGCCUGGUCCGAUGGGUCCGGCUGGUGACAGAGGUGACAUCGGUUUCAGAGGGCCACCUGGCAUCCCAGGACCUCCAGGGAAAGCUGGAGACCAAGGAAACAAAGGACCUCAGGGCUUCAGAGGACCCAGAGGAGACACUGGUAGACCUGGACCAAAAGGAAACCCAGGACCUCGUGGACUCAUAGGAGAACCUGGCAUACCUGGCAAGGAUGGACGAGAUGGAGCUCCUGGACUCGAUGGUGAGAAGGGUGAUGCAGCUCGCAUGGGUGUUCCUGGAGAGAAGGGGCCGAACGGACUUCCCGGAUUGCCUGGAAGAGCAGGUAUUAAAGGCUCGAAGGGUGAACCAGGCAGUUCUGGAGAGAUGGGAGAGGCAGGUCCCUCUGGAGAGCCAGGCAUCCCUGGCGAUGCUGGUGUUCCUGGUGAGAGAGGCCUGCCCGGACCCAGGGGAGCAACUGGUCCUCUUGGUCUCCAAGGCCCGAUUGGCCCCCCAGGUGUAAGAGGCUUCCAGGGUCCCAAAGGUGCCAGUGGGGAACCUGGCCUUCCUGGUCCAACGGGAAUUCGUGGAGAAUUUGGUGACAGGGGUCCGACGGGCGCCGCUGGUCCCAAGGGCACCCAGGGCAUCGCCGGCGCCGACGGCCUAAAGGGGAGCUGGUGGGGUCCCUUUGGUCCUCCCGGCCAGAAAGGAGAGCCAGGCAAAAGAGGAGAGCUUGGUCCUAAAGGUGCCCAAGGACCUAACGGGACUGCUGGUGUUCCUGGGAUUCCUGGACAUCCGGGGCCCAUGGGCUUCCAGGGAGUGCAGGGUGUCCCCGGCAUCGCAGGAAAGCCUGGCCCUCCUGGCAAAGAGGCCAGUGAGCAACAUAUAAGGGAACUCUGUGGGGAAAUGAUAAAUGAUCAAAUCGCCCAGCUCGCUGCUAACCUGAGGAAGCCGCUGUCCCCCGGCAUGACGGGCCGUCCCGGCCCCGCCGGCCCGCCCGGACCUCCCGGCACCAUGGGAAGCGUUGGGCAUCCCGGGGCUCGCGGUCCCCCCGGCUACCGGGGGCCGCCGGGAGAACUCGGCGAUCCCGGGCCCAGAGGAGACGCUGGUGAAAAGGGAGAUAAAGGACCAGUCGGCCAAGCUAUCGAUGGGCCGGAGGGAGAUCAAGGGCUUCAAGGACCACCCGGUGUACCUGGAAUAAGUAAAAAUGGUCGGGAUGGUGCUCAAGGGGAACCCGGUCUUCCAGGGGAUCCUGGUACUCCCGGGAUGAUUGGGGCUCAGGGAACUCCGGGAAUCUGCGACACGUCAGCCUGCAUGGGAGCUGUUGGAGCAUCAACUUCCAAAAAAUCAUAAAACAACACUAUGAGCAGAGGAAAAGUGACUGAAUAUUUAAGUAAACAGAGCAUUGUGAGAAAACAGCGAGAAUCCUCCUAGUGAUAAACGGACAGAUGUUCCUUCUAUUAAAAUGAAUUAAGUGGAGACUUUGACAUAGCAAUUCAGUUCUAUGAAAAAAAA